This is a messenger RNA of Penicillium macrosclerotiorum, 1122 nucleotides long. RefSeq lists its product as uncharacterized. Lineage: Eukaryota; Fungi; Ascomycota; Eurotiomycetes; Eurotiales; Aspergillaceae. Bases 1 to 1122 code for a protein of 373 amino acids. The record is from RefSeq and is a predicted model, not a curated record. The transcript is spliced from 3 exons.
AUGCCAUCGCCCAUUCGGUCCGCGCACAGGCAGCAGUCGCCAUCUGCACCAGAUGCAGACCGUCACCACAACCGCAGUCGUCAUGACAAGUCGCACCGUCACAGACAUCGCUCGCGCUCGCGCUCUCCCCACCGAUCCGACCGCCACAAAUCCGAGCACCGUCACCGUCGGCAUGAUCGAGAACAUGGCCGAGACCGAAAACAAGACCGAGAUCGCCAAGACUCUAAACGGAAAGAAGCUCCUGCACAACCCAUAGUUCUCCCAUUGCAAGCGCGGGAGCUUUCGAAACGCGAUUUCGAGAUCUACGAGCCCAUGUUCGCAAUGUACUUGGAUAUCCAGAAGGGGCUUAUCAUUGAAGAUCUUCAGGAAGAUGAAGUAAAGGGCCGAUGGAAGAGCUUUACUGGAAAAUGGAACCGUGGCGAGCUUGCCGAAGGCUGGUAUGACCCGGCAACGCUCGAAAAGGCCCGCCAAAGCGCAGCAGAGUACCAACAAUCUGGCGAACAAAAUCGGGCAUCGCCGGACUAUGGGCCGGCAGAACAAGCGACGGGCAGUAGGGAGCCCGCAGGAGAGGACGACGACGAUGAGGAGUUUGGGCCGACGCUGCCACGAUUUGUGUCAAUGAGAGCUACAACAUCUUCAGGUCCAACAAUACCGAAUAUGCAGGACCUGGAACUCAAACGAGAAUCUGCCAUUGAAGAUGCGAUCGCUGCUCGGGAAGACUCCCGACAGCAAUAUCGCAGCGAGCUGCGCUCCCAUAAAACAGAAAUGCGCCACCUGGAAGAUGAAGUCGCUCCGCGCGCUGAAGCUGGUACCCGCGAGAGGCAACUCGAGAAGCGGCGGGAAGUAGCGGCUGCGAAUAAGGCCUUUGCUGAAACCCGCCGCGGUGGUUCACCCGAAGCGGCACCCGAGGAGGAGCUGAUGGGCUCGGGAGAAAACGAGUUCGCUUCUCUUAAGAAAGAGAAAGAGAGAGACCAGCGGAAGAAGAAUGAACGCGAGAUUCGGAGGGAGGAGAUUCUACGGGCUCGCGCGGCUGAACGCGAGGAACGGAUUCAAAAGUACCGCGAGAAGGAGGAGGAGACUAUUGGUUGGCUGCAGGCUUUGGCGAAGCAGCGUUACGGUUGA